Messenger RNA from Acanthamoeba castellanii str. Neff, 924 nucleotides. RefSeq names its product GATA zinc finger domain containing protein. Gene Ontology annotation, biological process: regulation of DNA-templated transcription. The transcript has 7 exons. NCBI's taxonomy places the organism in Eukaryota, Discosea, Longamoebia, Acanthamoebidae. The coding region runs from base 1 to 924 and encodes 307 amino acids. Gene Ontology annotation, molecular function: zinc ion binding; sequence-specific DNA binding. The record is from RefSeq and is a predicted model, not a curated record.
AUGGAGUACGAACCUACUACCGCGCCACCUGGCGCCGAAAUCACACCACCCGCCGCGCCUCCAGGCCUCGGCGAUACGGCCCAACCGCCGACCUCCACGCCCAGCUCGAUCACCGUCACUCUCAACACCACCGCGCCCGUCAUGUCCUCUGCUGCUGUGGCGGUGAAGAGGGAGCCUGGAACGGGCGACAGCGGUGGCCACAACCCGAACCAGAACCAGGCCCAGUUUGACCCAGUAAAGCAGGAGACCGUGGCCUCGGCCCACCAUGACAUCAUGAACCACCUCACGCAGAUGACGAGCCAGAUCGCCUCGAUCGCGCUCGAGAAGACCGCAGCCAAGACCGAGGCGGUCGUUGAGGACAACCCCGAGUCGGUGGUGGAGUGGGUGACCAGCAUUUCGCGUUCUCUACAAACCGAGCUGCAGAGCGUCUAUCUCACUCUCCACAUCCUGGCGCUGCCCGCCACCGCACCAGCGCCCGUGCCGACCUCGGCCCUGACGCCGGCUCUGCUGGCGUCGCCCUCGGUUUCGCCGCUCUCCCUGUCGCCAUCGCUCCCUUCCUUCAUGCCCGGCCAGCACCUCCUUGUGCAGGCCGAGACGGUGCCGACGCCCGUGCUGAUGGGUUCCCCGACCCCAAUCUCGCCUUCGCAGCCAUUGGCCGCUUCCACGGAGGAGUCAGGCGAAAGCAAGAAGGGCCGUCGGCGGCGAAAGACCAAGACCAAGGACAGCUUCAACCACAUGCAACGAAAAUGCGCCAGCUGCCAGCGGACGGAGACCACCAAGUGGCGACACGGCCCCUUGGGUUCCAACACGUUAUGCAACACGUGCGGGCUGGCCUACAGCCGGAAGAAGAAGCGGGAAGCCGAGCAGGCGGCCAAGCUGGGCGCCGCCGCCGCCGCCGCAACGGGCUCGAUGCCCUCCCCAUGA